This is a messenger RNA of Passer montanus (Eurasian tree sparrow), 400 nucleotides long. Its product is annotated as perforin-1-like. The record is from RefSeq and is a predicted model, not a curated record. NCBI's taxonomy places the organism in Eukaryota, Metazoa, Chordata, Aves, Passeriformes, Passeridae. The transcript has a single exon. The annotation marks the transcript as partial.
CGCGGCCUCGCCCACCUCUCCGUCCGCGUCGUGGCCGGCCGCGGCUGGCGCGGCGACCCGCUGACCGCCACGGACGCCUACGUCUGGGUCAUCUUCGCCGACCGCCGCGCUCGGACCGCCACGGCCUGGAACAGCGAGCGUCCACUCUGGGGUCAGCGGCUGGAGCUCGGCCAGGUGCGGCUGCGGCCGGACGCCCACCUGGAGCUGCAGGUGUGGGACGAGGACCACGGCUGGGACGAUGACCACCUGGGCACCUGCCGGUGGCCGCUGACCGCCGGCGAGUGGCCGGAGAGGUCGUGCUUCGCCGGGAGCGGGCGGCUGGACUUCGCAGUGACCGCUCGGUGCGGCCCGGCUUUGGCCGGGUCGCUCUGCCACGAUUACCGGCCGGCCGCGCCGCCGG